GGGAGGGGAGGAGUGGAGAUGGCGGCGGCGGCGGCGGCUCAGGGGGGCGGGGGCGGGGAGCCCCGGGGAGCCGAGGGGGUCGGCCCGGGGGUCCCCGGGGAAGUGGAGAUCGUCAAGGGGCAGCCGUUCGACGUGGGCCCCCGCUACACGCAGCUGCAGUACAUCGGCGAGGGCGCGUACGGCAUGGUCAGCUCGGCCUAUGACCACGUGCGUAAGACCCGCGUGGCCAUCAAGAAGAUCAGCCCCUUCGAGCACCAGACCUACUGCCAGCGCACGCUGCGCGAGAUCCAGAUUCUACUGCGCUUCCGCCACGAGAAUGUGAUCGGCAUCCGGGACAUCCUCCGCGCGCCCACCCUGGACGCCAUGAGGGAUGUCUACAUCGUGCAGGACCUGAUGGAGACUGACCUGUACAAGUUGCUCAAAAGCCAGCAGCUGAGCAAUGACCACAUCUGCUACUUUCUCUACCAGAUCCUGCGGGGCCUCAAGUAUAUCCACUCAGCCAAUGUGCUGCACCGGGAUCUGAAGCCCUCCAACCUGCUCAUCAACACCACCUGCGACCUUAAGAUCUGCGACUUUGGUCUGGCCCGCAUCGCAGACCCUGAGCAUGACCACACCGGCUUUCUCACGGAGUACGUGGCCACACGCUGGUACCGGGCCCCAGAGAUCAUGCUGAACUCCAAGGGCUAUACCAAGUCCAUCGACAUCUGGUCUGUGGGCUGUAUCCUGGCUGAGAUGCUCUCCAAUCGGCCUAUCUUCCCCGGCAAGCACUACCUGGACCAACUCAACCACAUUCUAGGUAUCCUGGGCUCGCCGUCCCAGGAGGACCUCAACUGUAUCAUCAACAUGAAGGCCCGCAACUACCUGCAGUCGCUGCCCGCCAAGACCAAAGUGGCCUGGAACAAACUGUUUCCCAAGUCAGACUCCAAGGCCCUUGACCUGCUGGACCGCAUGUUAACCUUCAACCCCAACAAGCGGAUCACGGUGGAGGAAGCACUGGCUCACCCCUAUCUGGAGCAGUACUAUGACCCAACAGACGAGCCUGUGGCCGAGGAGCCCUUCACCUUCGACAUGGAGCUGGAUGACCUCCCCAAGGAGCGGCUGAAGGAGCUCAUCUUCCAGGAGACGGCCCGCUUCCAGCCCGGGGCCCCGGAGUGCCCCUAGCCUCCCUCCAGACUUCCCUGUGUGCCCCCUGGGAGGGGGCUGGGAAAACCUGGCCCUGUCUCCUGCCUGCCCUUCUAUGCCGGACUGUUAGAAAACGGACACUGUGCCCAGCCCCUGGCAGCCUGGGGCCAGGGCAGGGGGCUGGGGGUGAUGGGCCAAGCCCCCAUGUCACCCCUGCUUUCCCACAGGCCAAGAGCCCCUUGUCCUACGUCCUAGUGCCCUACUCCCCAGCCGCCCUGCCCCCCUCACCCCAGCUGGCCCAGGCUGUUCCUUGGGGAAGUGAAGGGCUCUGACCCGAGGACGCCACUGCUGCUCCUCCGGGGACAGGAAUGUCCCCAGGGCCAGGGCAGGGACAUUGAGCAAGCCCUGCCCCCCCCUCACCUCCUGAACCACCACCCUCCCCCCUCCAUCUCCCUGGGGAACAUUCCUGAAUCUCAAGGGCUAGUACCCCUAAGGAAAGGAGCCAGCCCUCAGCCCUCCCAUCAGGCUGCCGCAUUAACGCCCUCGCUGCUUCUGUGGGAGGGGAGCGGGUGGCGGGGGGAGCACGCACACGGAGCCCCCGCCCCCUCCCGCCCCGUGCCUGUAUCUAAUAUAUAAAUAUAGAGAUGUGUGUAUGAUGA
Molecule: messenger RNA, 1781 nt
Organism: Ochotona curzoniae (black-lipped pika)
Lineage: Eukaryota; Metazoa; Chordata; Mammalia; Lagomorpha; Ochotonidae
Gene: MAPK3
Product: mitogen-activated protein kinase 3
Exons: 9
Coding region: 19-1161 (380 amino acids)
Biological process (GO): intracellular signal transduction; protein phosphorylation
Cellular component (GO): cytoplasm; nucleus
Molecular function (GO): ATP binding; MAP kinase activity
Source: RefSeq, a predicted model, not a curated record